UUGCCCUAUAAAAGCCACAUAGAAUCCCAUAGCAGCACGUCGUCUGUUUGCCCCCUUCUUCAAGCUAGGCACUGCAAAGCCCCUCUCUCCCUCUCGAUCCUUCAAACGUCGAAGCUUCUCAACAAUGAUUACAGUGAGUGUAAAAUGGCAAAAGGAGAUGUUUAAAGAUGUGGAAAUUGAUACUAGCCAGCCCCCUUACGUCUUCAAGUGCCAGUUGUAUGAUCUAACUGGGGUUCCUCCUGAAAGACAAAAGAUUAUGGUUAAGGGUGGUUUGCUGAAGGAUGAUGCAGAUUGGUCAACUUUAGGAGUAAAAGAGGGCCAAAAAUUAAUGAUGAUGGGAACUGCGGAUGAGAUUAUCAAAGCUCCAGAGAAGGGCCCUGUAUUUAUGGAAGAUCUUCCAGAAGAAGAGCAAGUGGUUGCCUUGGGUCAUAGUGCUGGUCUAUUUAAUUUGGGAAACACCUGUUACAUGAAUUCCACACUACAAUGUCUGCAUUCUGUUCCAGAGUUAAAGUCAGCUUUGAUCAAGUAUUCACAUUCUGGAAAAAGCAACGAUGUGGAUCAAUCUUCGCAUAUGUUGGCUAUAGCGACACGCGAUUUAUUUAAUGAGCUUGAUAAAAGUGUCAAGCCUGUGGCACCAAUGCAAUUUUGGAUGUUGCUGCGCAAAAAGUAUCCUCAAUUUGGCCAGCUGCACAAUGGUGUCUUCAUGCAGCAGGAUGCUGAAGAAUGUUGGACUCAACUUUUAUAUACGCUUUCUCAGUCUCUCAAAACGACUGGUUCUAGUGAAAAUCCAGAUACAGUGAAGGCCCUCUUUGGCAUCGAACUUGUUAGCAGGGUGCAUUGCCAAGAAAGUGGAGAAGAAAGCUCAGAGGCAGAAUCAGUUUAUUCUCUUAAAUGCCACAUAUCACAAGAGGUGAACCAUUUGCAUGAAGGACUAAAGCAUGGUUUAAAAUCAGAAUUGGAAAAGGCUUCCCCUUCCUUGGGGCGUAGUGCAAUUUAUUUGAAAGAGUCUCGUAUCGAUGGCCUGCCAAGGUACUUGACCAUUCAGUUCGUGCGGUUUUUCUGGAAGAGGGAGUCAAAUCAGAAGGCCAAAAUUUUGCGGAAAGUGGAUUAUCCUUUGGAGUUAGAUGUUUAUGAUCUGUGUUCAGAUGAUCUCCGCGGAAAAUUGGAAGCUCCUCGCCAGAGGCUAAGAGAUGAGGAAGGUAAAAAACUUGGUCUGAAAGCUAGCAAGGAUGGCUCUAGUUCAAAAGACAAUGAUGUCAAGAUGUCCAAUGCAGAGGGAUCAUCAAAUGGAAGCGGUGAGCCAUCUAUGGCUACAUCCCAAGAAGGUGUCCAAUCAGACAGUGAGACACAAAUGACUGGAAUUUAUGAUUUGGUUGCUGUGUUGACCCACAAGGGUAGGAGUGCUGAUUCAGGGCAUUAUGUUGGUUGGGUCAAGCAAGAAAGUGGAAAAUGGAUCGAGUAUGAUGAUGACAGUCCAAUCGCACAGCGGGAGGAAGACAUUACAAAACUCUCUGGAGGAGGUGAUUGGCAUAUGGCUUAUAUAUGCAUGUACAAGGCUCGCACUAUCCCCAUGUAAUCCUUGUUCUCUUGUGUUUUGGACUCGUUGAAGCAACUUUUGGUUGGCCUCGAGAGGUACUAUUAUGGUAGAUCAAAGAUUGUGAAAUGAGUAGGCAUUACAGAGUUUUCGUAUUGUACCAUUGGUGUAACGGUGUUUAUUUAAAAAAAAGUGUGCUACAGCCUUUUAAUGUGA
Molecule: messenger RNA, 1750 nt
Organism: Corylus avellana
Lineage: Eukaryota; Viridiplantae; Streptophyta; Magnoliopsida; Fagales; Betulaceae
Product: ubiquitin carboxyl-terminal hydrolase 7
Biological process (GO): proteasome-mediated ubiquitin-dependent protein catabolic process; protein deubiquitination; regulation of proteasomal protein catabolic process
Molecular function (GO): proteasome binding; protein binding; cysteine-type deubiquitinase activity
Source: RefSeq, a predicted model, not a curated record